AUGUUUAACAAUAUGAACGAUGAUUUCAUUCCAGAAACACCAGAAGAGUUCAUUCUUGUUCGAGCAGCCGAAUUAGCACGAACAAAUGUUAAUGUAGCAAUGGACAGGAUACGAGAUGGUAUGCCAUCAGACUUUUCAAAAAAUCGUCUAAAUUAUUUCAAAGAACUGAAUCAUAUAUUUGUACGGGAACAAGAAGAAAAAAUGAAUCGAUUGGAACACCUUAUUUUCAAAACUCAUGCUUGGCCUGAAUCGUUUCCGGAUUGUACACCUGCAUUACGUAGGGCAGUAAAUCGAUGGGUCAAACAAGAAUUACGUCGAACAUCAGGCGCCAAAUGUUUAAUUUUAAUUGGACCAUCUGGUACUGGAAAAACAAGCUUUGCUAAAUCACUACCAGGUUAUUAUAAUUAUUUUGAUGGACAAUGGCGAUUAGAUAUUUGGAAAAACUUUACAUCGUAUUCCAUUUUCGACAAUAUCGGCUGGGAUGAAUUCGAAGAAAAAGGAUUUCCAAACAAGAAACAUAUAUUGAUACAAAAUGGAUAUUUCAAAGUACCGCAUGAAACAGGAGUACUCAUAGAGAUAAAUUGUACACAACCAGCUAUUAUGCUUCUGAACCAAGGCCUACAUGAAGGACAAUUAGGGCGUCCACCAAUUACUUAUGAAGAGGAGCGUGUAGCAAUGUUCUGGAAAGAGCAUGCCAUAAUUUAUCGAAUGGGUUCCAAUGAAUACUUUUAUAAGAAGCCAUUGGUUCCGGCCCAUGAUGAAAAUCAAGUAUCAAGCAGUUCUACGAUUGUUUCCGAUGAUGAACUUAAGGCUAGUGGUGCUGAGUAA
Molecule: messenger RNA, 828 nt
Organism: Rotaria sp. Silwood2
Lineage: Eukaryota; Metazoa; Rotifera; Eurotatoria; Philodinida; Philodinidae
Source: the annotation of a GenBank genome assembly